Gastrolobium bilobum is the source of this 417-nucleotide messenger RNA. RefSeq lists its product as uncharacterized. The transcript is spliced from 4 exons. The record is from RefSeq and is a predicted model, not a curated record. The coding region runs from base 1 to 417 and encodes 138 amino acids. NCBI's taxonomy places the organism in Eukaryota, Viridiplantae, Streptophyta, Magnoliopsida, Fabales, Fabaceae.
AUGACAAUGAUCAUCAUCAUCACUCUUUUAAGCAUUUUCUUCUCUGCUCUAUUACCAACUUGUUCUUCUUUGCAAAUUCAACUGCAACCUUCACUCCUGCAGCAUGAAGGAGCAGUCAAUGCACACAAGCAGCAGCUUUCUCUCCCAACGUUACCUAGAAAGCUAAAAUUCGCUGAGAAGGUUAAAGAAUAUGAUGAAGCCAGAGAUCUUGCAUCACACAAGCAGGAGGAUUCCCUUCCUGCAGCAACUUUUACAGGGAGGCAAUACCAUAGAAAGCAAAACAUGGUGCUUGGCAACAAGGGGACAAGACAAGAAUGGAUGGAGGGGGAUGACCAUUCAGAAUACUUUACUAUGGAUUAUACCAGCGUGAGAAGACGACGUCCCAUACACAACAAGCAAUUGCCGGUUGGUCCAUAA